Brassica napus (rape) is the source of this 2457-nucleotide messenger RNA. RefSeq lists its product as uncharacterized. Lineage: Eukaryota; Viridiplantae; Streptophyta; Magnoliopsida; Brassicales; Brassicaceae. The transcript has a single exon. Gene Ontology annotation, molecular function: nucleic acid binding; RNA-DNA hybrid ribonuclease activity. Bases 1 to 2457 code for a protein of 818 amino acids. The record is from RefSeq and is a predicted model, not a curated record.
AUGGUCCACGGACUUAGAACAAAUGAGAAGAUUGCAGCGGAGUGUAUGGCAAUAAAAACCGACAUGUCGAAAGCCUAUGACAGAGUGGAAUGGAAUUUCUUGGAGGUUCUAAUGGAAAAAAUGGGCUUUGAUCAUAUUUGGAUCAAAUGGAUAAUGGCCUGUGUCAGCUCUGUUACCUUUUCGGUACUCUUGAAUGGGAACUCUCAUGGCUUUAUCAGACCAGAACGUGGAAUCCGGCAAGGCGAUCCUUUGUCACCUUUCCUAUUUAUUCUUUGUGCUGAAGCCCUAGUAAGCAGGCUAAACACCUCGGAGUCCUCUGGCCUACUUCACGGUAUCAAACUGACAGAGUCGUGCCCUUCAAUUCAUCACUUGUUGUUCGCAGACGACAGUCUCCUCCUCUGCAAGUCGUCUACUGCUGAAGCGGAGGAAGUAAUGCGCUGCAUCAAGGUAUAUGGGGAAGCUUCAGGGCAAAUGGUGAAUUUCCAGAAAUCAUCAAUUAUUUUUGGAUCGAAGGUACCUGAGAAUAUAAAGACGUCGAUACAGAACAUCACUGGAAUUGACACUAUAGGUGGAGAAGGUAACUACCUGGGUCUCCCAGAAUGCUUUAGUGGAUCAAAGAGAAAGUUACUGAGCUUUAUUCGGGAGAAGUUACAAGGCCGUCUCAAUGGCUGGUUCUCUAAAGCCUUAUCACAAGGUGGCAAGGAAAUCCUAAUUAAAUCAAUCGGCCUAGCCUUACCCAUUUUUGCAAUGUCAUGCUUUAAACUUCCUAAAGAAGUUUGUGCAAAGUUGACAAGUGCAAUGAUCGAGUUCUGGUGGAGCAGUGGAAAUAAUAGGAGAAAAAUCUCAUGGGUAGCUUGGCAAAAAUUAUGCAGAGACAAGGAGGUUGGAUGCCUUGGCUUUAAAGAGGUAGAAAAAUUUAAUCAAGCUCUGUUGGCCAAACAAGCAUGGAGGAUAUGGAACAAUCCCAGCUCCUUAGUUGCACGUAUACUGAAGGCGAGAUACUUCAAAAGAUCGAACUUUCUCGCCAGCGGUAUAGGAUCACGCCCUUCUUAUGCUUGGAGGAGCAUCUUGCACGGAAAGGAACUGUUAGAGCAAGGUCUUACCAAGGUUGUGGGGAAUGGCAAAGGAACGAAGGUAUGGCUAGACAGAUGGAUCAUGGGCCCAGUUCCAAGAGCACCAUUGUAUCGUCAAGAUGCUGAUGUUGACCUUACACUCAGAGUCAGUGACUUGAUGGUUCUCAAUUCCAGUGUUUGGGACACUCGCAAACUACAAGAGCUGUUUGUUGAUGAAGACAUUCCGCUUAUACUUCAGGUGAACAUUCACAGAGAUAAAAACGAUGACCUAUGGUGGGGGCUCUCGAGGAAUGGUGUGUACGAUACGAAGAGUGGCUAUAAGUUAGCGGAAUGUAUCGCCGACAUGAACUCAGGGCAACAAUGCUCCCUCCCUCCUCUAGAGAAACAGCUUUGGAAAGACAUAUGGAAAACGAAGACAUCACCUAAACUCCGUCACUUUCUGUGGCGAAUUUUAUCUGGAGCCCUUGCAGUGAAACAUCAACUAGUCUCUAGGGGCAUUCCUACUGUUUCAAGAUGUCCGGUAUGUCAACAAGGUCCUGAAACGAUUUGCCAUAUGCUCUUCCAAUGCCCAUUGGCGAAAGAAGUAUGGGAACGUUCAGCUUUUCCUCUCCCCCAUGCUGGUUUCUCAACAUCCUCGACGUUCUUGAACAUGUACCACCUCCUGGCAAAUAGUAAAAAACCUUCCUUGAACCCCAAGAUUCGCCUAGCAUUUCCUUGGAUACUAUGGCAGAUAUGGAUGGCUCGAAACUUGUUUUGUUUUGAGCAAAGACGCCUCAAUGCUGAAGCAGUUAUUGACAAAGCUAUGGAGGAAGCCGCAGUUUGGUUGCAUUUGCAUUCUUUUAUUCCAGAUGACCCUCCUGAGAUCACAGUGGAAGAGAAGACAUCACAGGCUUGGGAGAAACCACCACUGGGAUACUUUAAGUGCAACGCGAGCACGGUGUGGGAAGCACAAACUGGUAAUGUCGGUGCAGCUUGGAUUGUUAGAGAUUCUUUUGGGGAAGCUUUAUUUCAUAGUCGACGUUCCUUUGUCGGAAUUCGGUCUCAGGUGGAAGCUACUAUGAUCGGCAUGGUGUGGACAACAGAAGCUCUGAAUGACAUUCAGGUGAGGAGAAUCAUUCUUGAAACCUCUUCUCCCCAAGCUCAGAAGAACUUUUCUCAGGCAUCCCUUCCAUGGAGCCUAAACUCACUUUGGAAGAGAUUUCGGAGAGCUCUGGAUCGGUUUGAAACUUAUCGAGUGGUUCGCAUCAAUGACGGGUGUAACACAAUUGCUCAAAACAUUGCAGAGAGUGCCUUGCAGGUCCAAUGGCAGCAAUCUUAUUUGGCAAGGAAUGGCCCGGAAUGGCUCGAUGCUCGUAUCAAUAUGGAAGCAUCAGUUGUGGUAUAA